Molecule: messenger RNA, 1476 nt
Organism: Gekko japonicus
Lineage: Eukaryota; Metazoa; Chordata; Lepidosauria; Squamata; Gekkonidae
Gene: NUDT22
Product: nudix hydrolase 22
Exons: 6
Coding region: 363-1238 (291 amino acids)
Molecular function (GO): GDP-mannose hydrolase activity
Source: RefSeq, a predicted model, not a curated record
UGCCGGCAGCGGCGGCAGAAGGAGCUUCCGAGACCCGGCCCUUUCCAGACCCCAGCAGCGCUGCCGGGAUCGGGGGUCCUGGGCUGCCUGCCCUUUGCAGCGCUUUCUCUCCAGCCCCGGGCCGACUCCGCCAGGCGCAUCGGGUGUCCAUCAGCUCGCCUUGCGAGAUUUGCAUGUCAUCUGCAUAACCAAGCUCAUGGAUGCACCCCGGGACGUGCCCCGUCAGCAGAGGCGCCGAUUAAGCUUCUCGUCGCCUUGACGGUGCAAAACUUCGUAAUGAAUGACACGCGGUCCCCCUUCGCGGGGCGCCGGCUGCUGACACCCUGAGGACCGUGCUCUUAGAUGGACAGGGCAGCUGGAGAAUGGAUCCAGAGAUCUCUCUCAUCUUCCAAUGUACCUCCCCUUCGGGCAUCUCCGAGUGUCAGGUCCGAGCUGAACUUUCCCCUCUGUAUGACCGACAUCAGUUGCCCGGGGACCGGGUCCAGAUCGAGACUGCCUGGGCGGCGCGGCGCCAGCAGGAACCGUGGCUCUUCGACGGGGCCAAAUUCCGCCUCCACUCGAUCAAGCAGGAGGGAGGCCGCUUAGUCUUCCGCCUUGGCCUCACCUGCUACAAGGACUUUGUGGGCACCAAUCUGGCCAGCCGGGUUGAGCAGCUGCGUCAGCAAGGGCACGAAGAUUUCGGCAACAGCCAGGCCUACCUUGCCGACCCCCUGGGGGUGGGAGCCAUGCUGCAUACGGCGGACGAUAAGUUUGUCUUCUUGCGGCGCAGUCUGUGUGUAGGAGAGGCGCCGGGGAAGGUCGACAUUCCCGGAGGGCAUCCUGAACCGCAGGUCGUGACAGGAGACACCGCCUCGGAGGGACCCAUCCGCCACCAGGACCUCCCUGGAGAGCUAGUGGUGAAAGAGCUGUUCUCCUCCGUGUUGCGGGAGAUACAGGACGAGGUUAACCUCCCUCCACCCACCCUGAGCUGCCCGGUAUUACUCGGGAUAGCUCGGAAUGAGACCACGGGAGGCCGGGCCAGCGCCGAAUUCUACGUCAGGUGCAGCCUCACUUCUGAGGAAGUGCAACAUAACUAUGCCAUUGGGGGCCCUGAAGCCCAAGAGUCAACUAGCACCAUAUUUGUCACCAGAGAAAACGUCCUGAUGAUGGAGCAGAGCGGGGACCUGUGGAAAGAGCUGUGCCCUUCGGCUAAAGGGGCCAUAAAACUCUACGUAGGAGUGAUGGGCCAGUGCCGGUGACGUGACCACCGAUGUCAAAUGGUAGGAGGAAGCCAGUGACUCAGGGACCGUUCAGGACUUUCUUGCAUUUUUCUUGGGGGGAAUUGCUAGCUGUUCAUUGGCACAGCUGGAAUCUUAACUCCAGGGUUAUAGAUAAGUGGGCUUCCCUACUGCUGCUCUGAAACUGAACCGGGUAACCUCUUCCUUGUGCCGGGCCCGACCUGCUGCUAACCGUGCCUAUUGGUCACCCACUUCUCAA